Molecule: messenger RNA, 2560 nt
Organism: Alternaria rosae
Lineage: Eukaryota; Fungi; Ascomycota; Dothideomycetes; Pleosporales; Pleosporaceae
Exons: 12
Coding region: 304-2373 (689 amino acids)
Source: RefSeq, a predicted model, not a curated record
UCGCUACUGCAUAUCGGUUUGUUUCACCGAAUGAACAUUGCCUAACACCGCCACAAAUAAAUUGGCAUCACCGCAAAGCCCAAGAUGUACUUUUUGAGAAUGGUCUCGACCUGUCGGCUGGAGCGAAGCGUGAGGCUGAGCCAAGGACAUAUUUCCACUAGUUGACCAGGGAGUGCCGACAUAUCUCAGCCUUGCCAUAUCUCGCACCGGGAAUCCAUACUUGAUGAGCAUCACUACGUCUUGUUGAACUCAGACCAAAUUGUAUUGCUACAAUCGCUAUUACACACCAGACACACUUUCAUCAUGGAAUACUCACAGUCCCGACCGGAUUUAGUUGUGUCCAUCGAUUUUGGCAUGACAUGUACUGGUGUCGCAUAUUGUAACGUAGCGACCGGGUCCGAUAGCGUGCGCCAUAUUCAACGAUGGCCUGGACGGACUCAAGCAAACGAAAACAAGGUGCCGACGUUGCUUGUAUACCCACAAAAUUCCGAAGCGCCGUCAUCAUGGGGGUUUCUUGCCGAAACCGCACAGGAGGGUAGUGGCGCAGGUCACGAGAGUAGGGAAUGGUUCAAGAUCAUGCUUGACGAGGACCUACUGGAACAAAUGAGAUCCAAGUCUAGUGAGCCAUCGAAAGUACCACUUAUCAAGGAAGUGGAGAAAUGGUACACGGAUUACUUCAGCUACCUCUACCGUACGAUCGAAGCACGACUACGAGGCGAACUCGCGAGCCGAUGGGAAGACGCGAACAUUGAGUUCAUCUUUUCAGUACCCACGACAUGGAAGCCAAUACCAACCGUAGAGCGAUUCAGAAAGACUAUGUCGGCAGCUGGUUUCGGGUCAUGCGCCAACCAUACAGCAUCGAUCGGGCUGACGGAAGCCGAGGCGGCCGCAGUCCACACAGCGCGCAGCAUGCCUGGCAUCUUCAAGGAGAAUGAAAUAUUGUUCGUAUGCGACGUCGGUGGAGGUACAACGGAUCUAUCGGUCUUCCGUGUAAAAAACAUACAAGGUGGCUCUAUUAGUCUCGAGCAGAUCGACGUAGUAUUUGGUGCCACCAUCGGAGCCGCACAACUCGACAGUUUGUACGAAAAGGAGGUGUUACAGCGACUGGAGCAUGCCGACCGACUCCAGCCGUUGGGUCUUCUGGACAUCCACCAGGCGGCAUGGGAGAUGCGCAUCUCUAAGGAAUACCAAAAUGCGAAAUGCGAUUACGGUUCAGAAGAGUCUUUAAUGGAUACCGAGACCUUUGCGGUGCGGGUACCCAAGCUCGACAAAGCGUAUGGCAAUCGAGAAUGCGGUAUCAGCGGCGGCGAUAUGUACUUUCAGCGAGAUGAUCUGAAAGGCUUUUUCGACACUCAGGUAUCGAAACUCUUUGACAUGAUGGACAAACAACUCGCUCGUGUCCUGCAAAAGUUUCCCUCCGAACAAGUGUCUCACCUCGUACUCUCUGGUGGCCUCGGUAAUUCCGCAUACGUUCAAAACUGCCUACGAAGCCGUUACGCAUUCGGCAAUACACCACAUCCCAACGUGCAGCAUAUGCAGAUUCGCAUCGCUCCCGACCCUCAACUCGUGGUCUGCAAAGGCAACGUGGCCGACCGUAUUCAAAAGCUCAAAACCGGACAAUCGGUGCUAGGUUGGCGAUGUAGUCGCGCAUCCUACGGUACGAUGUGCAAGAUGUUGUACGACCCGUUCAACCUCGCGCACUUUGGAAUGAGGACAGAGGUAGAUCCUUUGGACAAGAAAGAAUACAUCAUGGAUUGCAUCGACUGGUUCAUCAAGCAGGGUGAGCCAGUAUCCAGCGACUUCCCUAUAGUAAAGAGCUUCCUACGAAAAUGCCCACCAGCCUCAUCCAAGAACCCCAACCCACCAAGGAUCUACCCCACGGAAGUGAUCAGCACAGAAGUAGACAAAUCUCAACUCCCCAUAGUAAAGAACAACUCGUGCCGCUCCAUCUGCAAAAUCGAAUCCGACUUCUCCUCCCUCCCACUUUCCCUCUUCAAACUCAAAAACCGACACUGGUGGAACUCCGGCCCGAAAUAUCACCGCAUCAAUUACGUCGUCAAAGUGAACCUCGGGCCCGCUGAUGUAUCCUUCGAACUGUGGCACAACGGUAUCAAGCUGUCAAAGGAUAAUUCCAUCAAGGUCGAAUGGCAAGCAAGUGGGCCGCCUGAUCCGAAUGCGACGACUAUUGCGCCAGACUUCCCGAUGAAUAGUUUGCCGGCGGUACCGAGUUAUGAGGCAGCGCAUCGCCGUACGGUAAGGUCGGAUGGGGAUGGUGGCGGUAGGCUGGGGACGAGUUGGGGGAAGUGGGACAACAAGAAUGGCGUAAGAUCUCAGGUGAUGUCGGCGUCGCAGAAUGGGUCGAGGGUGUGGUAGCGGAAUAUUUUGCUGCCGCUUGCUAGUGUUGCAGAUGAUCCCACCCAGAAUUGAUUCCCCGAAGGCAUGUUGUUGUCCUUGUUCGUGCGCGCUUGUCGUCCGUGUAUCCAUCAUGGUUCCGUUGCAGCAACGGUGGCGAAAGCGCAUCUCGAAUUCAAGCUUCUCCUUCGAUCGUUGAAUAUUGUGC